Molecule: messenger RNA, 771 nt
Organism: Mangifera indica (mango)
Lineage: Eukaryota; Viridiplantae; Streptophyta; Magnoliopsida; Sapindales; Anacardiaceae
Product: 30S ribosomal protein 3, chloroplastic-like
Exons: 2
Coding region: 16-639 (207 amino acids)
Biological process (GO): translation
Cellular component (GO): ribosome
Molecular function (GO): structural constituent of ribosome
Source: RefSeq, a predicted model, not a curated record
GACCCGAUCCCUGAAAUGGGGCCGACCCGUUUCCUUUUCCCCAGCCUUCAUUACAGAAUUCUGGCUGCUCAAAGAUGGCGUCUUUCACAUAGGCACUGUCGCACUCUUUCUAAUCAUCGCAAGAUGUUGUCGAUGUCGUUUCAACCCCCCACAACAACAACCAGAAAAAACUUGCUUUCCAAAAACCUUCUCUUUGAACCCUUUAUCAAAACCUCAGUCUAUCUCAAACCGCAUUCACAAAGCCCUUCCACAAAACGAUUCAAACUCAAUUUAUCUUCUUCAUUGCCGAUAGUUGAUCCAAUACUCAACCAACAGCCUCAUGUAGAUGACUCUGACUUCAAUUUCCCAUCACAGAAACAGAAGCUUGGAGUAUUUGUGAAGCCAAAUAAGAAACCAAGGCUUGUAUUGAAGUUCAUUUGGAUGCAAAAUAACAUUGGAGUUGCACUAGAUCAAAUGAUACCAGGACAUGGAACAGUCCCUUUGAGUCCUUAUUACUUUUGGCCACGGAAAGAUGCCUGGGAAGAGCUUAAGGUUAUGCUAGAGAGCAAGCCAUGGAUUUCUCAGAUGGAGAGGAUCAACCUCCUCAAUCAGGCUACCGAUAUCAUCAACCUGUGGCAAAAUGGCAGUGGCAAUUUGUAGAAAGUUUUGGUUAGUUUGUGUUAUAGUCUGAUAAAUCCUGAAGGCCAGGUUUGUUUUGUGAGAUGUUGGGAAUUUUUGGGACUUUUGUAUUUCUCGUGUUAAAUUUAAGCGGAAUCAAGUUUUGUUUACUUA